GAUAAGCAAAGCGGAGCGGAAAAUACGGGCGUUUGUUGUAACAACUCGUCCGAAUAGUAACAAGUGCCCGACCGGAUGGGUUUGGGGACAUUGAGCACUGCGCAGUACAACGCCAACUACAACGGGGGAAUCAGCCUCGCCGGCGCGCGUAUCACGUAUACUUUUAGAUGCCACGAUAAAUCAUACCCGCGUACACCGGGACCGAGAGUACAAUCGUCGUCGACGCGCUGUUGAUCCGAAAGAGGGGGAAAAAAAAAAAAAAAAAAAUGAAAAAAGUACUCGGUGUGGAGUUUGCGCCGCUAAGCGUGCCCCUGGAGCGCCGGAUGCAGACUUUGGCAGCGGCCGCGUGGUUCUACUGCGGCGUCUUUGGCGGCCCGAUCGGCUGGCUCGUAACCCUCCUCGGCCUCCUACUCGGGCCCAACUGGCUUCGGCUACUGCUAGUCGGCUACCUGGUAUUUGUCUACUUGGACUGGGACACUCGACUCAGAGGCGGACGGAGCAAACGUUGGUGCACGUGGUUUCGCAACUUGGCGUGGUGGCGCUACUUUUGCGCCUACUUUCCCAUCCGAAUAGUCAAAACGGUGGACCUCGAUCCAAAGAGGAACUACCUGUUCUGCUCGUUUCCGCACGGGUUGCUGUGUUCCGGCGCCACCGGGGCUUUCGGGACCAACGGCGCCGAUUGCCCAAAAAUCUUUCCCGGCCUGGACUUUCGCAUACUUACCCUCGAGCAGCACUUCAAACCGCCCCUCUACAGGGAAUACGUCUGCAGUUUCGGUGCCUGUAGUUGCGACGAGGGGAGCAUGAACUACUUGCUAUCGACUAAGCCGACGGAACGGGACGGACCCACCGAGGAUCCGGUUCAGGGCCGCAUAGUUGUUAUAAUGGUCGGUGGUGCCUCGGAGGCCUUCAAGUGCAAACCCAACACCUACAGCAUCCUCGUCAAGCGAAGGAAGGGUUUUGUGCGGGUGGCCCUCAAAAACGGAACGCCUCUCGUGCCCGUGUUUUCCUUCGGGGAGACCGAUCUGUACAAUCAGAUGAGUAGCCCGGAGGGUUCCCUGGUGAGGAGGACGCAAGAGUUCUUGAAGAAGGCCACUGGCGUAGCUCCCAUUUUGCCCAUCGGCCGAGGAUUUUUCCAGUACUCGUUUGGCCUAGUGCCCAGGCGAAAGCCCAUUCACAUCGUCGUUGGUGCCCCCCUGGAAAUACCCAAGAUAGAAAAACCAACGGCGGAGCAAAUUGACGAGUAUCACUCCAAGUUUGUCGAAAAGCUCGUUGAACUGUUCGAGACUCACAAGAGCAAAUACGUUCGUGACCACGAAAACACGUUCUUGAUAAUGGACGACUGAUCACUGGUGAUUUUUUUGCAAUUCGGCUUAUUAUAUAUACAACAUGUAAUAUAGUGUAAAUAAUAAUAUAAGAAAAGAAAAAGAGGAGGGAGGAGGGUCACUGUGUACAGGUGCUACUUAUAAUGUGGGAAAAAAAAAUGCAUACAUAUAGUCGAUCUUUUAAUUGAAACAUUGUUUAUUAAAAAUGAUUCUUAUUGAAGAGGCAUAACUUUUAUACACAUAUAUUUGUAUUUGUAUGAAACUUUGUAAAAAAUACUUAAGGGAUGUAGUAAAGUAAUCAUUACGGCUAAAUAAGAAGAAAGAAAGAAAGAAAGAAGAAAACGCGUCUUAAAAAUUUGUAAACUUAAUAAUUUUACUCGUCUAUUAAUAUUAAGAUCAGCUCGUGGCGAUGAUCGUAACAUGCGGGAGGGGGGGAUAUAUGUAUGUGAUAUACAUAUUACCGAUAACA
This is a messenger RNA of Copidosoma floridanum, 1791 nucleotides long. Its product is annotated as 2-acylglycerol O-acyltransferase 1. The record is from RefSeq and is a predicted model, not a curated record. Gene Ontology annotation, cellular component: endoplasmic reticulum membrane. Gene Ontology annotation, molecular function: diacylglycerol O-acyltransferase activity. NCBI's taxonomy places the organism in Eukaryota, Metazoa, Arthropoda, Insecta, Hymenoptera, Encyrtidae. Gene Ontology annotation, biological process: triglyceride biosynthetic process.